AUGUACACUGAUUUUGGCUGUCCGAACUUCGACUGUCAUUUCAAACCGAAUUUAACAAGCGACAAAGCCCUUCACGGUGUCGUAGCUACAGGGAAUACUGUUUUCACAAUAGUCUCUUUUGCCGCUCUUAUUUCGUACAUAUUCUUCAUCGGUUCUUUCUUCACUGCCAGUCGUUUAGAUUCAGCGCUGGUAUAUCCUUCAGAGACCUUGAUGAAAGACAUCAACGAAAGCGACGCGUGGUUGUUAUUUCUACCGUAUGUUUUAAUUAUUGUGUCGUUUGUAGGCUUGGGUGCGUCGCUGUACACAUUACCAAAGGGAAGUGAAAUCCGAGAUCCUCAUUACACGAUUGCCGCCAUUACUGGUACAGGUGCACAGCUUUUCGUCUACGUGGCAUCAGUCAACACUUGCCAAGUCUUCGCUGUCAGUUCUUUGGCUAUUGGUAUGUUGUUAUUCGUAAUACAUAACAUAGGCAUCUAAGUUUAAUUUUAUCAAAAUCUUUCUAAAAUUACAGAUAAUAAGCAAGCAACUAUUCACCGAAGUAGAGAUGGCUACUGAUGGAUAUUUCCGAGCCGCGAAGCGGUGAGGUAAAUCAUCCACAGCAAGCCACCGACAUUGAAUUGUUGUUUUAGCAUGUACUAAACAGUGACAUAAUAUAGCACAGAAAGAUGAUUUUAACUCAGUUAUCAUCUGCAGCGAUUACAACAUUUUCGGGCGCAAAUGUUGCGCGUAUUGUUCGGAAGUGAAUAGCAAAGGAUCGGAUUCUCGGAGUUUAUUUUGCCGCCGUUUUAGUAUGGGUAGCUAUAACAAUCCCUCUCAAUUAGUCACAACUUUUCUAGAAUGAUGCUCAUGUAUAACGUCUUGAACAAAUUUGUGAAGGAAACAUUCGAAAGCCACUCGGUUGUUAAUUGAUCCUUCUUUGUCGAGAUCUUUUCUUGAAUCAGAUGUCACUACAACGUGUAAAUAAAUCGGCCACAAAGCUUCUUGUAAAAAUAUCGAUGAAAUCGCAGGACUAGCAUCAUGGUAAAAAUAACUUUCAAUGGAAUGAUAGAUCGAAUUUUCUGAUCUAUCUUCCAGGAACUUUUGCUCAAGAUGUCACCAGGCUAAUUCGAAAUGUAGGGGGUGUUGAAGACGAAUCUAUAGAUGACAUCAUCAAAAUUCAUGAGGACCUCUGCAAAGUUGUUUUCAAUACAGUGUCAGCCUACAGUGUGUGGUUUGUGGUGCACUGGUUGACUUAUGGAGCUGGUGUGGUUGUAACUGUCAUAUAUAUUUCAGAGGAAAUUAAAUAUGAUACGACAGCGUCGGAAUACGUUUUCGUUUGCGUGCUGUUGUUUUGUUGCUUCUACUUGUUCGUGUUCCCUUGUUAUUUUGCGGCCAGGAUAACAAGCAGCUGUGCUGGUGAGUAAUCUCGAACCCAGUGCUUUUAGCGAGUGUUGUAAAACUAAACCAAAAUCAAACAUAACCGCCAAUCAAAGGCACUUCAUCCCUCCCCCCCGGCGGGGUUAUUAUUACAAUGCCUUAUGGGGGAUCAGACAAAAUCGAGAGACUAUAAACGGACCGCUUGGUAGAAUGACCAGUCGCUUAGUGGCAGAAAAUGUCUUGAAACGCAAAAUUAAUAGACUUUUUUUCUGUUUUUAAAGGAAUAUACGAGGAAAUUAACCGUACCACAGUUUGGGAAACAGGACAUCCGUUUCGCAAACGUAACAACAUUGCUCUGUUUAUCUCUUACGCUAAGGAACGAAGCUGUGGGUUCAAAGUUGGUAGAAUAACGUUUAACACUUCUCUGGCCUGGUUUUCGUUUUUCUUUGGACUCACCGGCUUGUUAUAUCACUUUGUUCAAAACUGA
Molecule: messenger RNA, 1843 nt
Organism: Pocillopora meandrina
Lineage: Eukaryota; Metazoa; Cnidaria; Anthozoa; Scleractinia; Pocilloporidae
Source: the annotation of a GenBank genome assembly